This is a messenger RNA of Scleropages formosus (Asian bonytongue), 5850 nucleotides long. Its product is annotated as USP6 N-terminal-like protein. Gene Ontology annotation, biological process: regulation of GTPase activity. The transcript is spliced from 12 exons. NCBI's taxonomy places the organism in Eukaryota, Metazoa, Chordata, Actinopteri, Osteoglossiformes, Osteoglossidae. The record is from RefSeq and is a predicted model, not a curated record. The coding region runs from base 1345 to 3552 and encodes 735 amino acids. Gene Ontology annotation, molecular function: small GTPase binding; GTPase activator activity.
GAAGGAGCGACGGUGGAGCCCUGGGAAGAUGCUGACUUCCGCCUGUACAAGGUCAUCGACCGCUUUGGCUUCCUGCAGUGAGUCCUUACCCUGUUCGCCCAGAGCAUUCAGUCACUCUCCCAUACUCCUGGUACUGUAAACAGGGUGCCAAACAGGAAAUAUGAGAAUGUAUUCUCAAUAUAUUAUAUUAGCCAUUAUAAACACAAAAUUUUUAGAUGUAGACAUGACUGAUGUGCUGUGUCGAGGAGUAUGACAUGUUUAUUGGUUCGGGUAUUGUUUUGUGUUCUGGGUUCAAUAUUCAAGGUGAACUCAACAGCGCUGUGGGUUUUUCAGGUUGUUGAAGGUCAUGCGAUGCAAGUAUUUGGGAUGAGACCCAGAGAAACUUGGGUCUGCAAUCAAGGUUUUGUAGGGUUAAGGGAUUUUGGGGGUAGACCCAUGGACUCCCCAUGGACAUGCAAGACCUUGAACUUGGGAAAGAGGGAUGGUGAAGCGUUAUGGGGACAGAUGGUCACAAAGGUAGGACAUUAACUUUCCAAACUCUUUCCAGGCUCCCACUGUCGGGCAUACUUACUGUCACCCAGAAUGGGUAGAUGUAGUCCUGUCCAAGGACACGUGGGUUUUUUUCAGUUACAGCUGACUGAUCAUGGGGACCUUCAGAUUUGGACUCAAAGUGAGAAAAGCCUCUUUUUGCCACAUUUGGCUGAGGAAAACAGCAGAAACCCGGUCUACGGCUCACUGAUAGCUUGGGAUAGUUAAGGAGCUCACGAUUCGUAGGCAGUGAUGCCAAAGCAGCUGCGAGCAAGCCAGACCACUGAAAGCUUGAAAUCUUCAUGGAGCCCAACUGGGAGUGCAUCCCUGCCAAAGACAGAACGCCACCGGGUCGCCAAAGUCAGUUCUGUGGAACCGGAUCUGGGGGUCAUUCGGGAUCCGCUCAUUCAACCGGCACAUUGGAUGAUUGUUUCUCUCUAAGCUUCCAAAGUUGCGUCUCUUAUCAGUAUGAUGGAGCGUGAUGUCGGGAUCAGGUAGUUAGAUGGAGGCGCGCACUCCACAUCUUCCCUGGGACAUACAUCCCUUUAUACUGGCCUUCAGCGGUCAGUGGCGUUUCAGACCCCCAACAGAGAGAAAGCGGUUUGUACUUUGUGGAAUAUCUGACUGUCCUUGCCAACUGAAGACUGAUGAAUAUUCAUCUGUGUCUCUGAGCUUCCUGUCUUUGACAAGCAGUUAUAUAACCUAUUGUGCUGUUGCUUCUUCUCCUCCGGCAGCGAGAACGAACUGCCGUCCUACGACUCCGUGGAGGAAAAGCAAAAGCAACAGGAAGUGGAGAGAACGGCAAAGUGGCUGAAGAUGCUGAAGAGCUGGGAUAAAUAUAAGAACAGCGAGAAGCUGGUGAGAAGAAUCUACAAGGGCAUCCCCCUGCAGCUCCGGGGGGAGGUGUGGGGACUGCUGCUGGAUGUGCCCAAGAUGAAGGAAGAGAAGAAGGAUUUCUAUGAGAACCUGAAGCUCAGGGCAAGAGGGCUGUCGCCAGAUAUCCGUCAGAUUGACCUCGAUGUGAAUCGCACUUAUCGGGACCAUAUCAUGUUCAUGCACCGCUAUGAUGUCAAACAGCAGGCUCUGUUCCACGUGCUCACGGCUUACUCCAUGUACAACACGGAGGUGGGCUACUGCCAGGGCAUGAGCCAGAUCACCGCUUUGCUGCUCAUCUAUAUGAACGAGGAGGACGCUUUCUGGGCCCUGGUCAAGCUGCUCUCUGGGCAGAAACACGCCAUGCACGGUUUCUUUGUUCCUGGCUUCCCAAAACUCCUAAGGUUCCAGGAGCACCACGACCGCAUCCUGAAGAAGCUGUUGCCCAAACUCAAACAGCAUCUGGACAACCAGGAAGUAUUCACCAGCCUGUACACCAUGAAGUGGUUUUUCCAGUGUUUCCUCGACAGGACCCCAUUCACCUUGACGCUAAGGAUUUGGGACAUUUACAUCCUGGAGGGAGAGCGAGUUCUCACAGCCAUGUCCUAUACUGUCCUUAAGCUCCACAAAAAGCACCUGAUGAAGCUGUCCAUGGAGGAGCUGGUGGAGUUCCUGCAGGUCACCCUUUCCAAGGACUUCUUUUUCGACGAUGACUUCGUGAUCGAACAGCUGCAGAACUCCAUGUCGGAGCUGAGGCGGUCCAAACUGGAGCUGCCCCCACCAGCUAAGGAGGAGGAGUUUCCCAAGAAGUUACUGGGGCAACUCCCUCCAGAGCCCCUGGCCGCCACUAACCACAUAGUCAACGGGCAGAGCCUUAGCAACCAGUCAGCAGCCACAAACUUGCCGAAGAUGGAUGUAGACCGAAGGGUUGACCCAGGGGAAGUGUCUGAACGUCCAAGGGAUGGUAAAGCCAGCAGCCGGGCAUCAAGACAUUCCAUUGAGCGCUUUACAAAGCCAGACAGGGUAGAAAAGAAGGAGUCUUUCUCUCAGCCUUCAAUGGAGGAAGAGCCCAAAAGGCAGCCAGUCCAUGUCACCCCCAUGCUCCCCACCAAGCCGUACAGCCACGCAGUAGCCAACCACAACUCCAACGCCACUUCCAACACACACAAGGACAUGGGUCCCCGCUGGGUGAAACCUUCUGAGGUCAAGCUGGCAGAAGCCAGCAAAGGCCAAGGGAUUCCCCAUGCUCAGUUCAGAUUGCCAGUACCCUCGUCAAUGCCUGCGUCGUUGCCCUCGCUAUCCAGUGUGGAAGGGUCUGAUCAGUACCAACGUCAGCCUGGGUCUCGAACCCACGGCUUUGUACCAGGGUCCAACCGGGGCUCCAACGCCUCUCAAUACGACAACGUGCAGGAGACGGACCUGGAGGUCCUCGAGGUGCUGGAGUUGGAACAGCCUCCCACUCAGAGACUCCGCGAUGGGGGACAGGCCAGCGCUUGGGUCGCAAAGCAGGGCAGUCCGACUCGGGCAUCCGACAGCACCAGAACCGGGCCACGGUUCCAGAAACACGGACCAGCGGUUGAUGGUCAGAACCUGCGAACCCCAGGAAAAGUCCCACCCAAUUUCUUCCCUGCAGCAUACCAUGGGGCUCCUCAUCAGCUGGAGGAUCGGCAGUACAAAGCACCAUUGGAGAGCCUCGUUGGCACUGCCUCGGUAGAACAACCAUAUGGAAACAUGCUGCAUCUUCCCACCCGACUCUCCCCCAUCAGAGACUCUGAGAAUCCUACCGGCUACCCGAGACAGCCCACCAGGCUGAUCGGUGCAUCCUCACACCUAUCCCGGGAUCGCCAACAGGAGUAUCAGGGGACAGCAACACACUCACCACAAUAUAGGCCACAGUGGCGGCAGGGUGGCGGCAGGGAGCCGUUGGGUCGUGCCGCUGAUGGCCGUCGUCCACCCGGGGGCUUUCCCCGAUCCCCCAGCUUUCACAAGGCGCAGAUGUCACCUGUUUCAGAGUUCAGCUGUCCACCCCCACAAGAUGCCCAGCUGCGACCCAGGAAACACUACCAAGGACAGCAGCCCCUCGUAUUUGGAGGACCGCACUACAGUCACGAUCAGGAUCAGUUUCCAGUGAAAGAGUCUAUGCUGCUUUGAGAACUGUGAACAAGACGAUAAACUGCGUCAGGAUCGUCUGAGUACAGGAAAACAGUGUAUGGAUACUGCUGUAGGUUUUUGUGUUUGUUUAUGGCACUGGUCCUAAAUAAUGACAUUCUAGAAGGUCUCUUAUGGAGACACAGUUUCUUCGCUAUAAAAAGUAAACUAAAUGGUUUGUUUAUUGUUGUUAAAUCUUUAACAGCGCUGUUCAUUUUAUACUGUUGAAUGAAAUGUACAGUAAGAUGAGUUUUGGUGACAAUCUGAACUCUUUAAAAAGGUUCAUUCUACAUAUAUAUAUAUAGAAUAUAUAGAAUAGGGGUUUUUGCCCCAUAAAGAGAGAAAUUUUAGAAAGAUUGUAUAUAAAUAUAUUUUAUUUUUUUAUUGGAUUCCAUCCAAAUGUCUAAUUUAGAAGUUAGUUUAUUUUAUAUGAGAAUAUCAUAUUUUCAGAUAAGUGGAAAUAAAAUUACUAUAAUGUAGCGCAUUAGUUUCAAAUAUUGUCACUAUUUCUCAGCGGCUUCAGUGGCAAGGCACCAGCAUACCGUUAUAAAUUAGUGUAAAUGUGUUUCAGAUAUUGAAAGUUUAAAGAGACUGUUUUUCCAGGUAAUUAGUUAUAAUUAGUUCUAAUAUGUUUCUGUCGUCCACAGGAAUCAGCAAUGUGUCCCCUGAGGGUGGUUGUCUGCCAGUUUUCGUUUUACAGGAUGUCUUUGUUUGUGUGUGUGUGUGAAACAAAGUUAUUUCAUUUAAUCUGAAGUGCAGUUUAUGGUGUGACACAGACAUUAGGAAUAUUACAGAAUGAACACAUGUAGAAAAAAAAAAAAGGUGCUAAAAACCAAUGCUCUGGCUCACUACCCAUCUCUUCUGCACCUCUGUAUGAGAAAUAUUUCUUAAUGCAAAGUUUACUGCUGCUCAUCCUGUAACAUCAUUAAGGGCAUCAUAUCCUGUGUCUUAAAGCUGAAAAGGUAAUUUCAGAAAAAUUGCAGUACAGAUUCCUUACUUUCAAGUUGAUGAAAAGCUCCCACCACCGAAGCAGCAAAAUAUAGUUAUCAAGCUUUUACCGUCCCAUUCCUUAACCGCUCCAGCGACACAUUCAUAGCAUUAUCUGGGAACUAGCAGUAAAGAACAUAGCUAUAGUUUAAGACACUACAUUUAUUUGACCCGUCCGCCUUACGGGACGGCAUUCCGUGUCCUCUUUUAUCUUAGCUUUCAUUUAUAUAUACAGUACUUUCGGAUCACGGGACAGUUUCUGUGCUUUAAAGGUCUCUCCCUGUGUGAAUUCAGAUUUUGUGAGGUUCGUUAAACACAAAUAUGUGAAAGUUUACGUAUGGGAGUCUGGUCCAGGGCGAUCCCUGUUUUGCACCCUAUGCUUCCAGGAUAGACUCUGGACCGCCGUACCCCUGCUUUGACGAGCAGUGAUGAUGAAUGGAUGGAUGGUUACAGCCCACUGGCUGAAGUCUGUUAUAGAGGUGUCUACAUGUUCUUUGCGGGGCAAAAACGUGCUGGUGUACUGUUCCCUUUCUUUACGUACGUUAUGGCACAAGCAUUUGCUACUCGCUGUGUCCCGCUGGCUUUUUCUCAGCCAUCGCGUUGUUCGUAUCGUUUCCAAAUGACCCGUCGUUCAGUUUCGGGGAGCGCGAUGUAAAAUUCCAAGAUGUACCCGAGCCGGCCCUGCAUUUUACAGUACUUCCACCACGAGUGUUGUCGCCCAGCCUUUACACUUUGUUCUUACUCAUGUGUUCGGUCAGCUGUGUGUGGAGGCUACUCCGGCCAAGUGCCUUGAUCAAGGGUACAACUGUGGAGCUCCUUGGGAGCUUUCAAUCUGCAACGGUUAAGGUACUCACUAUACGCCUUGUACCUUAGCAUUAUGCCACCGUCAUCUUAAUUCUGGAGAAGUUCCUGUCCACUUGUCCACCGGCAGAUCUGCUCUGUCCUCUUGCAGUAUGGCUGAAAGAUGUUGUGCAGCACCUCUGCUGCUUUUGGACUCAAUAUGAAUGUACGUCCUACGUCAUUCCGGCUACCGCAGUCGUCGUCAGGUCGACACUUUCAUUCGGAAGCCAGAAUGAAAGAGAGCUCUGCCGCUGCUUCUCUGUGUGGUUUGAGUUUACGAUGCCCCUGCACCCCGGCGUGCUGAACCCCACAGCUCUGACAACGUCACCCUUGGCGUGCAUUUUUUUUUUUUUUUUUUUUUUUUUUUUUGUUUUUUGGUUGUCUGUUUGUUCUACAAACGAUGCCCGUUUUUGGUCAACACUGGAGAUCAGCACAAGAGGAAGACCAAUAAAUAUUAAAGUAUGAUUAAAAUUA